AAAACAAGUUCGUGCGCAUGCUAUUCCUUGGUGGUAACUUUAAGCAGAAUGUCGACUAAAGGGGAGUAUGACUGCAUCGUGAUCGGGGCCGGAGUUCAGGGCUCCUUCACGGCUUAUCAGCUGGCAAAAAAGAACCAGAGGACUCUUCUGCUGGAGCAGUUCGUCCUGCCCCACACCCGAGGGAGCUCCCAUGGCCAGACCCGCAUCAUCCGCAAGGCCUAUGAGCAAGACUUCUACACCCACAUGAUGGAGGAGUGCUAUGAGCUGUGGACCCAGCUAGAGAGGGAGGCUGGUGUCAAACUGUACAGGCAAACAGGACUCCUGGUAAUGGGACCAGAGAGAAGUCAGAGUUACCAGAUGGUUAAGAACACCCUGCAGAGGAACAAGGUUCCUAUGAUGAUCCUGAGCAGCGACAACUUCAGUCAGCACAUCCCCCAUGUCAUCCUGGCUGAGGGAGAUGAAGCAGUGGUAGACAUAACUGCUGGAGUACUGUAUGCUGACCGUGCACUCAAGGCUGUACAGGGGCAGUUUCAGAAGUUGGGUGGGGUCAUAAGAGACAAAGAGAAGGUAAUGGACAUCAAGCCUGGGCCUGUUGUGACAGUGUCAACCUCCAAUGGUGUUUAUCGAGCCAAGCGUGUGGUGAUCACCGCUGGACCCUGGGCUAAUCAACUGCUGGCCCACACUGGCUUACAGUUGCCACUAGAGGUGGUGAAGAUUAACGUGUGCUACUGGAAAGAGAAGGUUCCCGGAUCAUACAACGUGAAGCAACGCUUUCCUUGCUUCUUGAUGACUGAGGGCAAGGAAGCCAAAGAGCACAUCUAUGGCCUUCCAUCCAACGAGUACCCAGGCCUGGUGAAGAUAUGCUACCAUAUGGGCAGUGAGACCGACCCAGACCAGAGAGACAAGCAAACUGACAGGUCUGAUAUUGACAUCCUGCAGCGCUACAUUGCCCGCUGUUUGCCUGGCCUGGUCCCUGAACCUGCUGUGGUUGAGAGCUGCUUGUAUACGCUAACGCCUGACCGUCAUUUCGUGCUGGACUGCCACCCCACCUACAGCAACAUUGUGUUUGGAGCAGGAUUCUCAGGUCACGGCUUCAAGUUUGGACCAAUCAUUGGCAAGCUCCUGUGUGAACUCACCCUGGGAGAAGUGCCCUCCUAUGACCUUUCACCUUUCCGAAUCAGACGCUUCCAGGCAAUGACAAAAUCAGCAUUAUAGAACUGAGACUGGAUACUCAGAGCAUCAACAUAGCAUCACCAAGUCUUAUCUUAUUAUAAAUGUAGUGUGAUUUUCACUUGUCAUUGUAAUUCAGCCCCAUAAUCACAAAUGAUGUAUGCUUUGUCUGCCGGUUUAUUUGAUGUGGUCAGUAUGUGUUUCCAUCUCCACAUGAUGUGAUCAGGCAUGAAAGCACUCAGGCGUCUUUGGGCCCUAUCUCACCCGGUGCAAAGUGGAGCAGAUGGCAGCAUAACUGUCAUUACUAGUUUUAGACCAACACAGUUGUCACUUUCAUAGCCAGUGUCCACAUGUUGUCAGUAGCAAAUGUACUUGCGCCCAUCUGUGCAUCCAUGGGCGUGUAGGUCUUACCCCCAAAUUCCACCAGAUGCGUGUUGGUUGCGUCUGCGCUCUGGAGCGGCAGUGGAGCUGCUACGUUUCAAUUCUAGUCAAUGUGUGUGCUUCCACCCGCUGCGGCUGUGCUGCGUGCCGGCUCCGUCACAGCUGCGGCGCUCCGGAGCCCUCCGCAACAGAUACGCAGGACUUCUAUUUUUACCAGACAACGGAACACAACGCAGCAAUUCAGCACGGAGCAGAUCGUGCGGGGCAGGAAGUUGUGCACAGAAAAUAAAAUACACAGUGCUCACGGCGGAUCAUGUUUCCCUGCACUACACCUUGAAAACAUCACAAUGGGCGGAGGCAGGCCUGAAGUCAGCAGGUCAGAGGUUUUCAGAUGUCAUUUCACCCCGUUGACACUAGGCUUGUGCCGGUUUGAAAAUUUUCCAAUCGGUUUGAUUUAAAGCCAAAUAUCUAACCGAACCGAUAUAUCGAAUUAUAUACCUAAUUUGAGCUGUUUUUCCAAAUAAAAGCCCAUUAUAGGUGUAAUGCGCUUCCAACCCACUAGGUGGUGAUAAUGCUGUACACAGACGGCCCAGUCCUCCCUCCCAGCAGCAGUCAGAGCAGGAGAUGUUAACCCCUCCAUGUCCAGACUGCAAGUGAAUCGCGCAUGCGCGGAACCGCCACUGGCUGAUCUAUCGCUCUGAUCCCGACCUGGUUUACAGUCAGGGCGGGAUGUAAAUGUAAAUUAGUCGAUGACGUCAUUUAGCGACUUCUAGCGACUUUUAGGACAGCCAAUAGCUACUUUUCUUACUGAGGAGUUGGCAACAGUGCUGCGGAGUCCGCAGUCUGCGGAUCCUCUGAGACAAACUAAACAAAACACUUGUAGGCUCCUCCACUUCAUUUAAAAACAUACAUAAACCUUAUUAAGUUGUCAUAAUGCAUGUUACAAUGCAAGAUAAGUUGAAUAUAGUCCCUUGACACGCCGCUGAUGUGAAAAGCCCCCCCCCCCCCGACCCGGUUUAUCCGGUUGACGUGAAUUAAACCGGGUGGAGUUCUUAAACCGGACCGAACCGGUUAAACCAUAAAUCGGCACAAGCCUAGUUGACACCAUGGACGAGAUGUUAAUCAUGGAGGUGCACCAAGAUGUCUUCCUGCUACUCCUCUGGUUUUGUGGUUCUGUUUAUAGAAACUACAUCUUGUUAUAUCGCGCAAUUAUGUGUGAAUUGGGUCGUGGGUCCUCGUGACUCCCGCUGUCCAGCGGAGCUGCACUGCUCCGCACAGCAAACGCAGCCGGUGGGGAUUGACGGACAUCCAGUGGAAUUCCGGCGUUAAAAUGAAGUGUAGUCUGCAGCACUGUUGGCGUAUUGCUGCUUUGAGACAGCAGAAAGCGACUGCGCCAUCGACCAACAAAAAACGGUUCUAAAGUCAGAAUGGUGCAGUAGUUUCUUGCUGUAUAAAGGGGUCAUUAUUCACAUUAUAAGAUGUGCCUACAUAGGCAGGUUCACAACAGGCGAACACUCUGCUUGUUACGCUCACAGGAAUGCGCAUAUGGGUUACAGGUGGGUGAAAUAAUUCAUCUUUAAUGAGGAAAAUAUUAAUGACAUUCUCUAAAAUGUGAAUGUAGCAGAGAUCAGAGCAGAGCUGCUGUCCAACUUCCUGCUGCAUUUACACAUGAGGAGCAGUGUAACUUCAGUGAUUUUUUCAGAUGAUUAAAGUGUAGUUCUGUUUUCUCUGUCAAGUUUCUAACUACAGUUUUUACUUUUGCUGCUUAAAAGGACCACGAUAUUUGCAGCAGUGAGAUCACUGCUCUUACUGCAUCACUCUCAGCAGAAAACCACUCACUGCUCCAAUGUGCCGAAUCCACCAUGUAAACAAACAGCAGUGCAAGCACAACUGGCAUUUAAAGGGAAUGGGAGAUGACACUCUGAUGUUAUACCCAAAACACACCAAUGUUUAGUUAGGGGACUAAAUACAACUCCUUUGCACCCUGUGCUUUACAGUGCGCCCAGAUUAUGAGCUGUUUAUCAAGUAAAAGUGGAGAUGGACACGCCCUAAAUUCACUUGCAUUAUGCACUUUAGACCAUGUGCUAUAUUAUCAUUUAAAUAGGGCCCUGUGUACUUAUAUGAUCUUGCAUAAACAGGUAACAAUUGGAACUCUGCAGUAAUCUGAAAAUUUUGGGAACCAAGUUCAUUUGUUGUCUUGUCGGGAGUGAGAUGAGAAGAUUGAACCCACUCUCGGCGCUGUAUGCUAAAUAUGAAGACAGACAGAAGGCAAUUAAUCUUAGCUCAGCAAAAACACUGGGAGCACAGGGAAACAGCUAGCUUGGUUUUGUCCAAAUUUUUAGAAAAUCUGCUCUACCAAAAUUUUUACAUUUAGCUAAUUACUGUAAUUCAUGUUUAUUUAAUUCAUCAACUACCAGAAAUAAAAAAUUAAAAAAUGGCAUGUUAUGGUUUUACAUGUGCUGAAGAGAAGCACCAUGUACAGGAGAGACCUGGUUUCUGUAAUUCAUGUAGCAGGCAUUAGAGAAACCUGAUUCCACAGCUAGUUCUCCUGGAGAGAGCUGAUUUCUUGGCUAUAUAUAGCCUACUGUACAUGUAACCAGGUUUAUAUUCAACUUUAACAUGUAUGCAUGUGCAUGACAAAGACUUCAGACAAAGAAAUUAUCACUAUAAUGGCAGCAGGAUGAAAGGAAAAAAUAUAUAAAUAUAUAAUUUAGCAAUACAAACUUUUAUUCAAAAUAAUUAUAUUUGAAGUGUGGCUAAAACUGAAACUGAUUCUGAUUCUAAAGUAGCUUAAAUGGUAAAUUGACCUGCAUUUGUAUAGUGCCUUUCUAUGCAUCUGACCCCUCAAGGUGCUUUUUACACUAUGAGUCACAUUCACCCAUUCACACACACAGUCAUGCGCUGGUGGCCGAGGCUACCAUGCCGGGCGUCACCUGCUGCUCAGUUUUUAGCACACUUACACACCGACGGAGCAACCACUGGGUUCAGUAUCUUGCUCAAGGACACUUUGGCAUGCGGAAUGGAGAAGCUGGGGAUCAAACUGCUGAUCUUCUGAUUGGUGAACAACCUGCUCUUGACAUUAAACAUAUACAGCUCA
This is a messenger RNA of Epinephelus moara (kelp grouper), 4648 nucleotides long. RefSeq names its product pipecolic acid oxidase (gene pipox). The coding region runs from base 49 to 1215 and encodes 388 amino acids. The record is from RefSeq and is a predicted model, not a curated record. Gene Ontology annotation, cellular component: peroxisome. The transcript has 8 exons. NCBI's taxonomy places the organism in Eukaryota, Metazoa, Chordata, Actinopteri, Perciformes, Serranidae. Gene Ontology annotation, molecular function: flavin adenine dinucleotide binding; L-pipecolate oxidase activity; sarcosine oxidase activity.